This is a messenger RNA of Ipomoea nil (Japanese morning glory), 1408 nucleotides long. RefSeq names its product alpha-amylase-like. The record is from RefSeq and is a predicted model, not a curated record. Gene Ontology annotation, biological process: carbohydrate metabolic process. The transcript has 4 exons. NCBI's taxonomy places the organism in Eukaryota, Viridiplantae, Streptophyta, Magnoliopsida, Solanales, Convolvulaceae. Bases 43 to 1308 code for a protein of 421 amino acids. Gene Ontology annotation, molecular function: calcium ion binding; alpha-amylase activity.
UCUGGCUUUAACCAAUACAAUACAAUAUUAUAUUCCUCAAAAAUGAAUCUUUUUCAGUUUCUUUCUUGCUUCUGUCUUGCCUCCAUUUUUGCUCCUACAUUUUCCUCUACUGUGUUAUUCCAGGGGUUCAACUGGGAAUCAAGCAAGCAGCAAGGUGGAUGGUAUAACUCCCUCAUUAAUUUGGUCCCUGACUUGGCUAAUGCUGGGAUUACUCAUGUUUGGCUCCCACCACCCUCCGCAUCUGUUGCUCCCCAAGGGUAUAUGCCGUCAAGGCUGUAUGAUCUUGAUGGAUCCAAGUAUGGAAAUAAGCAACAGCUACAAGCUUUGGUGGCGGCGCUUCACGACAAGGGGAUAAAAGCCGUUGCCGACAUAGUCAUCAACCAUAGAUGUGCGGACUAUAAAGACAACCGGGGAAUCUACUGUAUCUUUGAAGGUGGCACGCCCGAUGAUACCCUUGACUGGGGUCCGGGCCUUAUCUGCAAAGACGACACUGAAUACUCCGACGGAACUGGCAAUGCCGACACCGGCGGUGACUUCGGCGGCGCUCCGGAUAUCGACCAUCUUAACCCCAGGGUACAGAAGGAGUUAUCGGAUUGGAUGAAUUGGCUCAAGUCCGAGAUUGGGUUCGACGGCUGGAGAUUCGAUUUCGUGAGGGGAUAUGCUGGUAGCAUUUCCAAGAUUUACAUGGAUAACACUUCGCCGGAGUUCGCCGUCGGUGAGCUGUGGAACGAUAUGGCUUAUGAUUCGGAUGGAAAACCAUCUCAAAACCAGGAUAACCACAGGAAUGAGCUAUCCCAGUGGGUGCAGGAUGCAGGUGGCGCUGCCACCGCUUUUGAUUUCACCACCAAAGGAAUUCUUCAGGUUGCUGUGUUAGGGGAGCUAGGGAGGUUGAAGGAUUCCACCGGAAAGCCAUCGGGAUUGAUCGGAAUUUCACCCAAAAAUGCUGUCACUUUUAUUGAUAACCAUGACACCGGAUCAACACAAAGUUACUGGCCUUUCCCCAAGGAUAGAGUUAUUGAGGGAUAUGCCUACAUUCUCACCCACCCCGGAAUUCCAUCCGUGUUCUAUGAUCAUUUCUUUGAUUGGGGAUUGAAGGAUGAGAUUUCUAAACUGAUUUCAAUCAGAAAUUCUAAUGGGAUUAGUGAAACAAGUGCCAUAGAAAUUUUGGCGGCUGAUGCAGAUCUUUACGUGGCAAAGAUUGAUGGCAAAGUUACAGUGAAGAUUGGACCAAAAGAAGAUGUAGGAAACCUUAUUCCACCUGGUUUGAGCCCCGUAGCGUCUGGACAAGGUUAUGCUGUGUGGGCAUAAAUGUUAACUUUAUAGACCACAUACAAUUAUCCAAAUAAUAUUGUACCAUAAACUUUUAUUUUCUUUGAGAUCAGAAUAAUACAUUAAUUGAUUCAUGUCU